UUGGGUUGUGCAAUGAAAAUAGUAUGUUGGAGCGGUGAGAUCAUCGCACUUUGCGCGUUCUCGAAUGCCAAGGCCGUCGCGACGCGUCGUGCAUCGCUCCUCCCCUUCUUGCAACCAACAUCAGCAACUAAAACACAAUCUCAACCCCCGGCUACAACCUAUGGCUCCCAUAAAACGCUCACAAGUCGAGAAAGCAAGGCAAUAUCUCACAGGCGGCGCUGUACUGCGCGAAGACUCCGACGACGAGCUUGGCUACGAAGACCACCCAUGGGACUGGAUCUAUGAAGAGGCAAACGCUGAUGAAGCGCAGCCCAGGGAGAAUGCGACACCACGAAAAAGAAAGGCGGCGCCUGCGUUGGCCGAGAAGCGCAUAGUGGGCGCGCGUAUGGGCAACUUCAGGUGCAAAUUAGGUGAUGCUGUUCUGCUAAAGGCGGAGGGCAACCAGGCAUGGGUGGGCAUUAUCUACGGUUUCUAUGAGGAUGGGGAAGAAGACGAGAAAAUGGCAAAGUUUCUGUGGUUCUCUUCUGAGAAGGAAAUUCGCAACCAGAACAAGAAACGCACCGACUUUCUGCCCAACGAGUUAUACAUAUCGACUGCUUUCGACGACAACCCGCUCGAAUCGAUCAAUGGUACCGCCAUGAUACUGUCACCGGAAGAAUUUCAGAAACGAUAUCCUGCAGGGCAACCCAAAAAGUCCUCGAAGGACUUUGGUAAGGUCUUUAUCUGUAGGAGAGGCUGUAACACCCGCACAGCCACAUACACACCCGAGUUCAAAUGGGAGGACGUAUAUGGGGGGGCUGACGACAUGCAAGCGUUGAUUGAGCUGGUGCAGGACCAGACCAAAGCAACCAGAAAAGGCCAUGGUCGCCCUAAGAAGCCACAACAAGAUCUGGACGAAUUUGUGGUGCCAGACUUGGACGAAGACGGUGCGCCAAAGACUCCUCGGAAGCGACGGAAAUUGACUGAUGCAACAACGCCUACCUCGACCCGGAAAAGCCCAGCUACUCGCAAGUUUCUUACUCCAUCACACAAGAGAAUUGUUCUCAAAAAGCAGCUGGAAUUUACGCCCCUUGGAACACGAACACUUUCUCCUUCAGCACUUGCGUCGCCCUUCCAGAUUGCGCGAAAUCAGCUUCAUGUCUCAUCCGUACCUGCAGCACUCCCUUGCCGCGAGGAAGAAUUCUCGACAGUCUACAGCCAUUUAGAGGCAGCAAUCACGGAUGGGUCAGGUUCCUGUAUCUAUAUCUCUGGUACACCAGGUACAGGAAAGACCGCAACCGUGCGUGAGGUUGUGGCUCAGUUACAUGCUUCAGUCUCAGCUGAAGAGCUGGAUGACUUCAUAUUUGUUGAGAUAAAUGGUAUGAAGGUCACCGACCCUCACCAAUCGUACUCUUUGUUAUGGCAGGCGCUUCGAGGCGACAGAGUCAGUCCAUCUCAUGCGCUCGAGCUACUAGAGCGGGAGUUCUCAACUCCCAGUCCACGUCGUGUACCUUGCGUUGUCCUGAUGGACGAGUUGGACCAGCUUGUCACGAAGAAUCAGUCCGUCAUGUACAAUUUCUUCAACUGGCCUGGACUACGACAUAGCAGAUUGAUCGUUUUGGCUGUCGCAAAUACGAUGGACUUGCCUGAACGAACGUUGAGCAAUAAGAUCAGCAGUCGCUUAGGUCUUACUCGUAUCACUUUCCCCGGUUACACACACGACCAAUUAAUGCAAAUUAUUCAGUCUCGACUUGAAGGCGUCCCGGGCAAUAUCGUGCACCCCGAUGCCGUUCAAUUUGCGGCGCGAAAAGUCGCAGCCGUAAGUGGUGACGCUCGACGCGCAUUGGACAUUUGUAGACGUGCGGUGGAGAUUGCAGAGACGGAAGUUAUAUCACACGACCAGGACGACGACGCGCAGCCCUUGACUCCGAGUAGGACUGGUCGGGGUAACAAGGGCAAACCCCUCCAGCCAGUCCGAGGCACCGGAACCCUGGAUGCCAUGCCACUGAAACGUGUGGGACGCAAAGGUGUUGUGACCAUCGCGACGAUCAAACAGGCCAUCAAUGAGGCCACCAGUAGCCCCCUACAGCAAGCACUGCGGGCCCUGCCGUUAGCGUCCAAGAUAUUUCUUGCCGCGCUCUUAACGCGCGUACGACGGACAGGCAUAGGCGAAGCCAUUCUGGGCGAUGUCAUUGAUGAAGUGAAGAAGAUAGGGCUGAUGAGCCAAUUGCAGCCUGUAACCGAGUACCUUCUUGCGUCUGGGAAAGACUAUGGAAUGGAUGGAAGCAAUAGCACGCAUACUCAGCUUGCUACACCGUCCAAGACUUCUGGCUACGAGCUCAAGGCUGCAAGGGUGUUUGGUCUUGCGUCCGCAGCUACGGAACUCGCUGAAGCAGGUAUCAUAGGCAUCGAGUCUCGUCAUGGCGAGCGUGUAGGACGUGUGCGGUUGGGUGUUGGAGAAGACGAGGUGCGGCUUGCGCUUGGUGAUGAUGAGUCUGUCAAAGGCAUGGGUUUUGGAGCGUGAUGCUAGCAUUUUGCUUUCAAAUGACGACGGAACGUGCUCUGCAGAUAUUACGGCCUUGCAACAGCAUGUUCAACAGCAGGAUACCCCACUAUUAUUUUAUGUCAAUAGCUCAAAAUAUUCUUCC
Messenger RNA from Dothidotthia symphoricarpi CBS 119687, 2627 nucleotides. Its product is annotated as P-loop containing nucleoside triphosphate hydrolase protein. The record is from RefSeq and is a predicted model, not a curated record. Gene Ontology annotation, molecular function: ATP hydrolysis activity; DNA replication origin binding; ATP binding. The transcript has 3 exons. Lineage: Eukaryota; Fungi; Ascomycota; Dothideomycetes; Pleosporales; Dothidotthiaceae. Gene Ontology annotation, cellular component: nuclear origin of replication recognition complex. The coding region runs from base 161 to 2503 and encodes 780 amino acids. Gene Ontology annotation, biological process: DNA replication initiation; mitotic DNA replication checkpoint signaling.